AUGGGAAAGGUAGAGAAAAAGUCUGUCUCAUUAUUCUCCACCCAUGGACUCUCUACGAAGUCCAAAGCUUUGAUUCAAACUGGAAAACAAAUUAAUGAAAUCAACAAUGAAAAUAAAAAAGUAGAACAUUCAGACAUCAAUACAAAUACCAACAUAUUAAUAAAAAAAUCAGAUGAAAGUGAAAAUGAUGAAGAUUGGGAAACAGUAGGUUAUAAAAAGGCGAGCAAAAUUCAAAAACGAAAAGCUACAACAACAUCAACAACAGAUACUCAACAACAACAAAUCACUUAUUCAGACGUGACUACUGAAGGCGUUCAUUCAUACUUUUCAUUUGGAAAAGCUGAAACAAAACUUAAACCAUUAUCUACUAAAAAGAACUUUCAAGGACUACGAAGAACACAAGCACAAUAUCAGACAAAUUCUUCGCUGAACAACAAUAUUAAUGCAAGAAAUAACCAAUUACAUCUACCACCAUUCAAAAUAGAAUUUGAAAAUCAGCAAAAACCACCAGAAAUACAAGUGUUAAAUGAUCUUGUUAAACAAAAUCAUAAAUUAAAUAUCAGUACAGCUUUUUAUUCCAAAUAUAUUCAAUCACAUAAUGUACUGUUACUAUUUGCAAAUGAUUCAUCAACUUAUGAAAUGCUUUUCGAGAAUAGUUCAUGGCCAAAUUUAAUUUGUAAUUUAUCAUUCAAAGUUACUUUGCCUCGUCGAAUUCCUGUUUCAUAUUCUGUUAUUGUAAAUCGCAUUCCUCGUGAAUGGAAUGUAGAUACAAUUCAUCCUCUUAUUGCUGAACGUUAUACAUCAACAGAUCGUGUUACAAGAAUAUUUCGUGAUGAUCAACCUACUACUAAAGUUCGAAUCGAUUUUCACUCUCAAGAUGAUGUUAAUUUGAUUCUUAAAAACGGCUAUAUUUACAUAGAUAGCAUCCGGUAUACAGCAACAACUUAUAAACCGCUUACUCAAAUUGAUCGAUGUUUUAAAUGUCAGCAAUUCGGACAUAAAAUUCAUAAUUGUAUGAAUGAACCAAAAUAUUAUAAAUGUGGAGAAAUUCAUACUUACAAUCCAAAUUGUUUAAAUCCUAUUAAAUGUGCUAAUUGUGCAGGUUCUCACAUAGCAGGAGCACCUCAAUGUCCGGCUAAAAUAUCUUAUCGCAAAAAUCAACAGCAACAACAGACUACAAGCAUGAUUUCUAAAUCUACAGCUACUCCUUAUCUACCUUCUUCAGCUCGCCUAUAUUCAACUGUUUUGCAAACAAUGUCAUCUCAUGUUAAUUCCAAUACACAAUCUACAGCAUUACCUGAACCAUCAAAAUUCGAACAAACUGAUCAAUCAUCUGUCAUUAUUAAAACACUAAAAGACGAAAUUACUAAAUCACACGAUAUUCUUAUAGACAAAAUUUUGCACAUUGAACAAAAAUCUGACUUAGCUAUGCAACAACAUCUUUCGUCACUUCAAAUGAUUGAAACUCAAAUUGUACCUUAUUUGUUCUCUAUGUCGGAAUUGCUGGUUAAUGUAUAUGAUAAAUUAAGUGAAAAGAAAAUAAUUCAAGCAACUGACCAACAAAAAACAAAACUUUCUUUUCUACGUGCUCUUUCAACUACUCGUAAAAAAUCAUCAAUAUCACAUUUUACUUCGAAUACAUCUAUUUCUUCUCCACUUCUUAUUCGCACUCAGGCUCAAUCAAAUUUAUGUUCAUUGACUACACCUACAUGCAAUCAACCACAGUCAACCUCUUUAUCACAACUAUCACUCGAAUCGAAUCUCAAUAAAAACUUAUUUUUACAAAAUGAUUAUUUUCAAUGA
This is a messenger RNA of Rotaria sp. Silwood1, 1803 nucleotides long. Lineage: Eukaryota; Metazoa; Rotifera; Eurotatoria; Philodinida; Philodinidae. The record is from the annotation of a GenBank genome assembly.